Messenger RNA from Platichthys flesus (European flounder), 6854 nucleotides. RefSeq names its product RAB11 family interacting protein 5a (class I) (gene rab11fip5a). The record is from RefSeq and is a predicted model, not a curated record. Gene Ontology annotation, cellular component: secretory granule; recycling endosome; phagocytic vesicle. Gene Ontology annotation, biological process: regulated exocytosis. Lineage: Eukaryota; Metazoa; Chordata; Actinopteri; Pleuronectiformes; Pleuronectidae. Gene Ontology annotation, molecular function: small GTPase binding. The coding region runs from base 401 to 4459 and encodes 1352 amino acids. The transcript is spliced from 6 exons.
ACUUCGCUUCACCUCACAUUCCAGCAGAGGCGUACACGGAGCAGUGUGCACGCGCAGCCAUGUGUUGAACUUCCUGCAGGAGAAGGAGGGUAGAGGCGUGACGUCGCUGCCCGCAGAGAGGCCCGUGCGGCGGGGGGGAGGCAGCCAGAGACGCGCCGUGCGGGGACCGACGCUGCCGCUACCGCAGAGCAGAGCAGCGAGGGCACCGAACCAGCCGGGCGACCGCGGCGACUUCCCCCGCAGACAACCGGACACAGCACACGGCCAUAAUGCGGCAGCGCCCGCCGAGCCCGGAGCUGACGUGACAGCGCACAAACCGGAGGAAGCGGAACCCCCCUGUCCCCCGGUGGCCUCGGGGAGCGCGGCGGCUCGCUCGGUGCGUCUGGAGGAGGCUGCAGACAUGUCCUCGCUAACCGUGGAGGAGGAGGAGCAGACAUGGGUACCGACGCACGUCCAGGUGACGGUGCUCAGAGGCAGGGGCUUGCGGGGCAAGGGCAAGCACGGCACCAGCGACGUGUACGCCAUCAUCCAGCUGGGGAAAGAGAAGUACUCGACCGGCGUGGCGGAGAAGACCACCGAGCCGGAGUGGAGGGAGGAGUGCUCCUUCGAGCUGCAGCCCGGCGUGCUGCAGGGCGGCGGGCGGAGCGGCUACCCGGCCGGGGGCAGCGAGCUGGUCCUCACCGUCAUGCACCGGGCGCUGAUGGGGCUGGACGUGUUCCUGGGCCAGGCUGUGGUUCAACUGGACGAGGUGUUCAACCAGAGCCGAUGGGUGAAAAACCAGUGGUACAGACUCAACUCCAAAACCGGGAAGAAGGAGAAGGAACGAGGAGACAUUCAAGUCAGCGUCCAGUUCACCAGGAACAACCUGACGGCCAGCAUGUACGACCUCGUCAUGAAGGACAAGGGCACCUCCACCUUCAAUAAGCUCAAAGAGCGCAUGAGGGGGAAGAGGAGAUCCAGUGAGGAGGACUCCUCCUCGGCCGUGGUGCCCGGUGGGAACGGGUCCGGGAGUCGGGUGAGGACCCGGCUGCCGAGCGAUGGAGGCGGCGAGGAGGACUACGAGGACGACGAGGGGGGGGAGGCCCGGCGCAGCAAGAUGAGGACCUUCUUCCUCCGAGGGAAGCUGAGGAAGUCGUCGGACACUCGCUCCAGCACGUCGCUCGGCUCAGAGAGCAGCGAGUCGUCUCGGGGGGGCAGCCUCAGUCCCACAGCCGGCAUCAGUGUGGUGGUUUCUGACCUCUCCAACUCGCCCAGUAACAGCAGCAACCUGACGGCAGACUACUCCCCAGAGCACACGGAAAACACGUCGCCCAAGUCGUCCUCGCUCAGAUGUGACUCCGGCGACGAGGCCGGUGAGAUCACCAUAGCAGUGCCUCAGCUUACUGUCAACGGAAGCCAUGCUUACAAAGUCCAGCCCCUGGACCCAGGCUCAGGAAAACCCGUCGACUCGUUAGGCCUGGGACUGCUGCAGAAGUCUCUGCCCGUGUCGGUGUCGCUACAGAACCUCAGCCCGCAGGCGUCCGCCGACCCUCACAAAGCCCCCGGGGGCGACGGGCGCCGCUGGUCCUUUGACAAACCCGGCGAGGAGGAGAAAGCAGCCAUAGCAGCGGCUUUGGAGCAAAGCAGGCCCAUGCAGGGUGAAGAGGAGGAAGAGGAGCGUUUGGGCCGGGCCGCCCUAUCAGAGAGCCAGGGGAAGACGCAGAGGGGGAAAGGGUCCAAGGACGGGUCGGAGGGGCCCCCCGCGGCCACCCCGGAGAAACACAAGGGCUGGUUCGGAUCCAAGGACUCGCACUGCAAACCCAGCCUGGUGGUGUCACCUAAACUAGACCCCAACACUGAUCCCCUCCCCUCUAGUCACCCCCCCUCGGGUCCCCCUGUUGAUCUUACCUCUCUGGUUUCUCCGCUGCAUCCCACUAACCCCUUCUGCCGCUCACAGACCUCACCGCCUCCCAUAUCCCCCUGCAACCCUUUCUUCCCUGUCCGCAAGCACAACCCUUUCUAUGACGACAUGCUAACCACUCAGGACCCAACACCCCCAUUGCCUCCUCUGCCCUAUCUCUCCAGCUCCCGGCCCCCCAUAGCUCAGCUCUUUCCGCAGGCGAGUAACCCCAGCCACACCGUGACCCGCGACAACCCAGCCACAGGGGACUCCGUCGUUGGCACCGAUGUUGCGACGGGUGAUGGGAUGGCCGAAGUUGAGAAAGGUCUCCUUCCUCUUGCCUCCGACCCUUUAAUGUCCGCUGGGCAGCUGGAGCCAGAGUCGGAGUGGGACGAGUCUUUUGAAGCGUUUGCAGCUGGCAGGCUGCAGUCUCCAGAGGACCUGAGCACAGAUUGCAAAACACAGCAGAACACGCCCAGUGACUAUCCGUUGGAAAACUGCAAUAAUAAAGAAACGUUACUGCCCAUAACGGAUCGGAACACUAGUGAAAGUGACGCACUACAUCAUCACCCCUGCAGGACAGACCCGUCCGACGCUCAAGGAGCCACUGACACAUUUGCACAAUUCCUUGAAACAAUCCCAGAACGGAUCAAGUCUGAAAGCGACAAUACAACUUUCAAUCCAACUCCUGAUUUAUCAAAGGUUGACACUUGCACGGAAACUAAUCAAGCUAGCAGUACCACUAACACUAACAUGCACCAGACCCCCUGUAACACCUCGUCCACACAGCUCUUCAGCAGCUCCCCGGAUCCUGCUUCAUCAGGUCUCGGCAGCUCGGUCGAGGACGACAUCCAUUCCUGUCUUUCUUCUUAUGCCGAUAAACUUUCUGCGUCCUCCUCCUCUGAGGAAUCUGAGGCACGGAACUUUGAGAGCAACAUUCAACAUCCUGACGCCACUGUGUCCGAAAACCAGAAGCCCUCAGAGUCCGAAGAUGACCUCACCGACAGGUCAAACGAUUGGACUGUUAUUCAGCAGCAGGAAGGGGAUGGAGGUCCGGACAAUUCAGAGGCACCACAGUCCCCGGUGAUUCCACAUCAGGGGCCUGAGAUCCCCGCAAGAGAGUCAGAAACUAAAGGUGCAGAAACGGACUUGUUGCCGAACGUCUCUGAAGUCCAACUAGAAUCCAACGACUCUUCACAGUCUGAUGUGUUCAAAAGCCUGAUUUUGGAUUUCUCUGAGGAGUUUAAGGACAGUUCUGGAAACAUUCUUGUGACUCCAGAUGAUGAAUUCUCCUCCAAGCUCCCAUCGCUGUACGUCCUGACCUCCUCGCCUGAUCUGAAGCAGCGUUUGUUGGACACCAGUUUAGGACGACCGGAGUCGAGCCGGUCUAGUCCGGUGUCAUUUGGGGCUUUCGGUGAAACCAGACCCGGCCUGGACUUCGACAGCACACUGUUGCACACUCAGGUGUCUGAUCAGAGCUCCAGCAGCUUCCUCCACAGCCUUUAUGUCAGCACCGACUCGCAGGAUUACCAGACUUGUGUGUCUCACUCGUCCUCCAGCGUCUCGGAGCUGGACGAGACCCGGCUCUCUGCGAACUCAACGCUCCGCGGUGAGCUGAGCGACAUUCAGACAACUGCUGACGCUGCUCUGGGCCUAGAGGGGUCCACCGGUGCAUCCACGUCAUCGAGCAGAGAAGUCAACCAAACCAACAGAUUUGAAGAAUACGAAGACAAGACAAACUUCAUGAUGGGGGAUGAUUUUGAUCUGGAAGUUCUUCCCGCAGCACUUACAGACUCUGAGGAGAGCUGCGGUCCAAAGAGGCUCGGUGAGGAAAACCAGAAGGAUGACGAGUUCUCAAGAUCUGCUGUUCUCCACCGCUCCCACUCCGAGGGAACCCUGACGCCGGGCUUUGACGAGCUCCUCCUGCCCUCCUUCGGGAGCGAUCCCGGUGCGAUUCAGGACUCCUCGUCGGUUCCACCAGACCUCGCUCUCCCCUCUCUGACCUCCUUUGCUCCCUCUUUAACGCUAAGUAGCUCCUCUCUAGUGCUCCGCUCCUCCCCUCCCCUUGCUUUGGCGGGGUCACCACCCAGCACGGCUCAAGCUGCUGAGCCCGAGGAGACGCAGGAGCAGCAGCAGCAGCAGCAGGCAGCCAGUCAGCAGAACAGCCCCCACCCAGUGAGGCCCCUGACCACUGCCCUGCUGGCUGAGGAGAAGCGGACUGAGGGCCGCUCAGUGCUGGCCACCGGCCUGGAGAAGCUCAAGUCCACCAUCCACCCAGGGAGGAGCAGCCAGAUCAGCGAGGCGGAGACGGACAGGAGGAAGUCUCUGACGGAGGGGGCGGGCUCGUACUACCACCUGACCCACAGCGAACUGGUCGCCCUGCUGGGGCAGCGGGAGGCGGACCUGCGGCGGCAGGGGGCGGAGUUCGAGCGUCAGCGGGUCCUGCUGGCCAAGCGGGAGCUGGAGCUGAAGAGGCUGAAGCCGCAGGUUCGAGAUCUGGAGGACUACAUCGACACGCUGCUGGUGCGCAUCAUGGAGCAGAAGCCCACGCUCCUGCAAGUGGGCUCCAAGCUCAAGUGACAGAGGCAGGGGGGGGGGGGGGGGGGUUGCAAUCCGAUCCUCAUCUGUUCACUCUUAACCUCCACAACAGCUCUUUAGUCUUUUCACUGCUACGCUGUCCUUUUUGAUACCAAUAGUUAGGCACCGAGAGACGUCGAGGCCACGAGUCCGGGCCGGCUGAAGGUGGCUGGGGCGGUUCUGAAGGUAGCGGGUCCUCAGGUUGUUUUCAGGUUCACACGGCACGUUGUUUUUUUUUUUACGGCCGGGGUCUAAGGACCGGGUUCUUCUUGGGUUCUGAGGGUCCCCCGACUGUUGAAACACAGAUUCCUCCUUUUCACCUCACGUCUCACUUCUAUCACCUUAUCACAAGAGAGAGGAACUGCAGAGUGUUCAGUCCAUAACAACGUGGAAACAGCCGAUAUCGCACAAAGACCAUUGAAUUCAGAUCGAUGCAUCAGGUCCAGUUUCUCUGAGGCAGACGUUGGGUUCCUUUUGUUUCAGUGCAGCUUGAAAAUCAGGGUGUGGAGACUUGAAACCAGCUCGAGAAGAGAAUCUAUCACAGGUCACAUCUUCUCAGCUUUUGCCUUUUUCUCUUCGCACUGGAUUUCAGAGCCCCCCCCAGGCAGUUAUUUUUCAAUUAAUGGAUCAAUUAGUAGCUCUACAAAAGGUCACAAAAGUACAAUGUAAUUUGUCCAAAUCAAACUUUAAAACAAAGAGUUUAAUGGAAAAAAGAACAACAAUUUGACUUGGAAAGUAGAAAGAUUCAAAUCGGAUAAACACGCCUCUGAAAAACGUAUAAAUAAGUAAAGAACUAGUUAGCGCCCUAAGUUUCAAAUAUCAGCAAGUGGUUUUUCUCGCUUAACUGAAAUGAACUCGAGUCGGUAGCUGCAACGGAGAAUCGAGCUGAAAGGGAUUAAUUUUCCAGUUCAGUCUUUAAAAUGUAAAAACAAACAACGAUUGAAAACCCACAAAUAUUUUAUUUAAUUAUUCCCAAAUAUGAAUAAAUAGUCUCAUGAUAUCUCUAGUUGUGAUUUAGAGAAUCAUCUCCCUGAUGCACGGUUUCUAUUUAAUGGGUGCAAAACCAUCUGUGUGUUGCGGAUCACGACACUUUUUGGCAGACACACGUUGUUAUGGAUCGACUCUCUUCAGAUCCAUCGAGAGCUCUGACCGAACCAGCUGAGCGGGGGUGCGAGCUCGGCCUCGCCACCUGCACGUUGACUGGGAAGCGAUUGUAGCGUACGAAUGUUCAAAAGUGUUCUUAGCCACCAGGUGAAUGGUUUUCCUCUCCUACGCAGGACAAGUGGUGUUUAUGCUCGGUUUUUCCCCUCUUGAAAUUACCCAUAAUGCUCAGCCACAUAAGCUAAACAGUGUUUCACGGUGUUUUCAAGCGAAGACGGCGUCCCUCAGUGUCACCGCAGCUCCUCGGAUCUCAUGCUUCGGCCUUCUGCCCAUGUGGUCGUUAUCCACACGACUCCAGUGUGCUGGUACUUGAGUCCCACUCCCUCCGUGUCUGUGUGUCACAUCCGCUUCGCCUCAGGCACGCAUAGCGCUACAGCUUUCAGGUGUUUAUAAAGGGAUAUAUACCACAUGCUACAGCAUAUAUGCCAAACGCUGCCUUAUUUUUUUUGCUUUGUUUUGAUGCUCAUUAAAAAUCAAGCACUUCAUUUCGCUCGUCGGGGCCCGGGGCAGGUUUUGUAGAAGAGAAGCCAUCUGUUCAAUGAAUUUUUUUUUUUUUUUACUUCUUCUGAUGCUUUGUUAUGCUAUUGUUUGGAUCACUGCACAAAAACAAAUUGUAUGCAUACCAGUAGAAAACUGAGCGUAACAGUGAUUUCCUGUGACAUGCCAAAAAAAAGCCUUGAAACUUAAUCCAUGGAGCAGAUUGAUACACCAUGAAGUAUUCUGAUAUUCUGAUAUGAUGCCACUGUUAACAGCAUUCGUGGAUGUUCUUGCACUAUUCAACCAUCAGAACACGACUCUCCUGUACCCGUCUGUCUCACGUCGGUAUAGUUAGAUCUCCUUUACACCGUACUGCACUUUCUAAUCGCUCUGUGAUUUUAGCACUCGGCCUUUGACACCACGACAGCGACUAGCCAGUGAGCUUGAAGCGUUACAGACUCGUCCAUCACUCGUCCUUCCAUGUCAGUUCUCGCUAUGCGACGGCAAUACCAAGUGCGUAGACGACUGUAGAGACGUGUUCAAUGUGACUCGGCACUUACCAAGCGCAGUCCUCUCCCACGUCUUCCAUUUUGAAAGAAGGUUUUUAUUUAAACUGAUUGUACCUUGUCCCUCGAUUGUUUAGCCAGUGGAAUGUGCGUUAGGUAGUAUGUAAGAUUGGAAAGUUUACAACUCGUGAUGCAAUUCUGUUUCACAAAUUUUGUAUAUUUAAUAAAGAAUAUUUUGUGUUUCUUGCUCACUA